UAUUACAUUUCAAUGAAGCCCCUACUAGUGCAGUGUGUUUUUUGGGGUUUGUUGUUUAUUUUACAAUGGGGUGGUCAUGAAUGUUGUCUGAGAGAAGAAAGAAUGGCUUUACUUCAAAUCAAAGCAUUCUUCACUACAGGCAUAGUUAACGUUGUUGUCGCACAUCGUUUUCUGCCAUCAUGGCUUGAAAAGGGAGAUAAUGAUUGCUGCACCUGGGAGCGAGUAACUUGCAAUCCUAUCACAGGUCGUGUUACGGAGCUCUCUCUAGAUCAUCUAAGCCAAAAUUAUUGUAAUUCUUUCUCAGGACUUAGUCUCGAUGUGUCCCUGUUUAGUCCUUUUGAGGAACUGCUAAAUCUGCACUUAUCUGGGAAUUGCUUUAGUUGUUGCCUUCACAACCAAGGUUUUGACAAGUUGAAGAGGGUGGAGGAUUUGAACCUUGCAGAAAAUUAUUUUGGGGACAACAUCUUCAGGUCUCUUGGUGCCCUCACAACACUCACAUCGUUGAACCUUAGUUGGAAUUGGAUUUAUGGCCGUCGUGGUGGUCUACAAGAUCUUACUAUGUUGAAGAAUUUAAAGGUCCUGGACUUGAGUGCAAACUAUGUGGAGAGGAGCAUUCCUCCAGCUAUUGGAAACUUGACUACUAUGGUUGCCUUGUCAUUGGCAGAAAACCAUCUCAUUGGAACUCUACCCAAUCAAGAAUUUUGUAAGCUAAAAAAUCUGGAGGAGUUGGAUCUUAGUCAUAAUUAUGGCUUAGAAGGAGUUCUUCCACCAUGCUUCACUAACUUGACCUCCCUCAGACUUGUAGACCUUUCUACAAACAAAUUCAAGGGAGAGAUUUCCUUUAUUUUUCCUAAUCUCAAAUACCUUGAAUACAUCAGACUUGGCGAUAAUCACUUUAAGGGUAAAUUCUCUUUUAGCUUGUUAGCCAAUCACUCAAAAGUCAAACUAGUUGAAAUACUCAACAAUGACAACUUAGAGGUGGAAACUGAAGAUUCAAAUUGGGUGCCCGAGUUUCAGUUGGAAGUCUUGGUAUUGUCACGUUGUAACCUUAACAAGCAGAGUCUCAAGGUUCCAACUUUUCUUGCAUAUCAAAGCCGGCUAAAACUACUUGAUCUCUCCCACAACAAUUUGAGAGGAGGCUUCCCUGAUUGUGUAAUUAAGAAUAAUUCACAACUCGAGGUUUUGAAACUAAGUAACAACUCUCUUGAGGGGCAAUUGCAUUUGCAACAUCUUAAUACAAGUAUUUUGUGGAUGGAUGUAUCUGAAAAUCAACUUAGGGGAAGACUUGAAGAGAAUCUAGGAAGGAAGCUUCCAUAUAUGACUACCCUAAAUUUGUCCAUGAACCACUUUGUAGGAUUUGUUCCAUCUUCCUUUUGCAACAUGAGUGGAUUAGUUCAGCUCGACUUGUCCAACAACUUCUUCGAUGGAGAGAUCGCCAAGGAAAUGGUUUCAGGAUGCCUCAAUAGUUUACGUGUAUUGAUUUUAUCUGGUAACAGAUUUCAUGGGCAAAUAUUCUCGACCGACUUUAACAUGACCACAUUGAGUGUCUUGCACUUGGAGGAUAACCAAUUUUCAGGAACAAUCACCAAUGCAAUCAGUACAAGUUACUUGGAGUUGUUGGAUGCAAGUAACAAUCACUUUUCAGGUGAAGUACAUUGGAUAAGUAACAUGACUCAUCUUAUCACCCUCCUCAUUCAAAAUAACUCUCUCACGGGUCGGUUUCCAUGCAAAAUUCCUGCAUUAAACCAUCUUGAUGUCUCUCAUAACUCCCUUUCAGGAGCAUUGCUCCCUUGUAAAUAUGAAAUUAAUCAUUUACUCCUCCACUCCAACAAAUUCACUGGACCAAUACCUGAAACUCUUUUGCAUUGGCCGUUACUGACAUUGAAUAUUAGAGAUAACAAUUUAUCUGGCAAUAUUCCAUCUGUAACUCGUGCAGAGAGUUUGAGGGUUCUUCUAUUAGGUGGCAAUCAGUUGAAUGGAUCUUUCCCAAACCAGUUGUGUAGUCUACAGAAGAUAAGUUUGCUUGACCUUUCACAUAACAAUUUCUUUGGUGAAAUACCUCAAUGCAUCAGCAAUAUUACCUUUGGAAAAACCAGGUAUGCCGAUUUUAACCAUGAUGAUGUUUCUGUAUUCAUUGGUAGCAAAGUUGUCACAUUAUUUGGGAACUUCUUGGUUAAACAGUACGAGAUAGUCCCAAGAUUAGUUGAAUACUAUGAAAAGGUGACAAUAGACUUUGUUGUGAAAAAAAGGUCCAACUCCUACAAAGGUGACAUCCUCAACUGCAUGUCUGGAUUGGAUUUGUCAUGUAACAGCUUUACUGGUGAAAUCCCACAUGAAUUAGGAGAACUUGGGUUGAUUCAUACAUUGAAUUUGUCUCGUAACCAAAUUAAAGGUCCUAUUCCCGCUUCAUUAUCAGGAUUGAGACAGUUAGAGAGUUUAGAUCUUUCUUACAACAAUCUAACUGGCAAAAUUCCUCCAGAAUUGAUUGAUCUUAAUUUUCUAGCUUUUUUCUCUGUGGCAUACAACAACUUAUCUGGCAGAGUUCCUGAUAUGAAAGGACAAUUUGGGACAUUUGACGAAAGCAGCUAUGAAGGGAAUCUAUAUCUUUGUGGUGAACUGCUAGCUAAUAAGUGCAACAAUAUAAUUGAGCCAAUCCCUCCAACACCACCCUCAGAAUUAACAAGUGAAGCAAAGUGGUACGAAAUUGACAUGUUGAUUUUUUGGGUUGCUUUUAUUGUUGCUUUUAUCAUUUUCUUCUUAGGAGUCGUAAUUUCACUAUAUGUUAAUCCUUAUUGGAGUAGAAGAUUGUGGAACUUUGUGGAUGAUUGCUAUUAUGCAUGCUAUUUUAAGUUUUGUAUGUAAUACUUUAUAUAUAUUUUAGUCAUUUAACUUGAAACUUGAAACUUGAAUACAUGGUGCCAUUAAUAAG
Molecule: messenger RNA, 2929 nt
Organism: Ipomoea nil (Japanese morning glory)
Lineage: Eukaryota; Viridiplantae; Streptophyta; Magnoliopsida; Solanales; Convolvulaceae
Product: probable LRR receptor-like serine/threonine-protein kinase At4g36180
Exons: 4
Coding region: 13-2862 (949 amino acids)
Molecular function (GO): protein binding
Source: RefSeq, a predicted model, not a curated record